This is a messenger RNA of Tuber aestivum (summer truffle), 2287 nucleotides long. Lineage: Eukaryota; Fungi; Ascomycota; Pezizomycetes; Pezizales; Tuberaceae. The record is from the annotation of a GenBank genome assembly.
UCGAGGGUGGCCGGUCAAGCUGGUUCGGAGUGGAUUGGAAGAUGCUGGUACGGUAGACUACAAGUAUCAUGAUAACAGCCCAUUACCAAUAAUCGACACCUACUGCUACUUGGGUACCGGUAAUAGCGCCUGGAUAACCAUAGAGGCUAACCUUGUAGUUUUCAAUGUAUAUCGCCCCCCUCGAUUGAGAAGAUUAACUGAAAUUUGGGGAUACUCUAGAGAACGGUUGUGGUAUCGGGUACUAAUGCUCAAGGAUUAAAAAGGGUUCUUUGCCGGUAGUUUAUCAGUUGUCAUACCGGUACUUUUCGCCAGUCACCACUGUCUUGGCACAACUGAAAAACCUGUAAGUCACGGGAUAUGAUAUAGGAUCAACGGAAACUUUUUUUUCUCAGAGUGACCGCGACCUGUCCCGAGAGAAAAUCACUCUCCCUCCCACCUCCGGUAAAAAAAAACCAUUUACAAACCCUCCAUCAAACUUCCUUCAGCUCAUUCAUUUGAAUAGUAGUUCAAUCCCUACUUUCAGUUUCCCUCUCCUGCGAGCUCAAUUGUUCGGGAUUGAAAAAUGUCUCCGGCACUCGUUUCCAAUACCUCAGCGAGGGACGUUAAGAGGGAGUCCGGCAUCGCUAGGUUACUCGGUUCCGGUGAGAUAUAGCCCCUCCCUCUCCUCCUCUUUCUCCUCCCAACCUAUUGUGGAAGCUCAAUUCUAACCUGGUCUUUUAGGAUCUGCCGGAAUUGCGGAAUUAGCGGUUUUCCACCCUGUGAGUGAUUGCCUAUAUUCUUUCUCAAAUGGAGUUUGUCGUGAGCUACCUUACAGGAAAGCUGACAUUCUUUCUACAAGGUCGAUACAAUUGCGAAGCGGUUGAUGAGCAAUCAUGGAAAGAUCGCCUCUGGGCCACAGUUGAACACUGUCAUCUUUAAGGACUAUUCCACCGCUCCUAUCGGCCGCAAGUUCUUUUCGUUGUUUCCUGGAUUGGGAUAUGCAGCUGGGUAUAAGGUAGGCAUGUUUUCGUCUUCGUGCUAACGGUGAAGGUUAAUUAUAUGGUUGUGAAAUAGGUGUCGCAAAGGGUUUACAAGUUUGGUGGUCAGCCUUUUGUGAGGGAUUUCCUCUCCAUACACCAUGGUGAGAAGUUUGACAGGGCUUUUGGAAAGGGGAGCGGAAAGGCUAUCUUACAUGCCACCGCUGGAAGGUUCGUUGUUAUUUUAGCUCUGUUCGUACAUGGGCACUUGAGAGCUGAAACAAAUACUGUUAUUAGUUUGAUUGGUAUCGGAGAGAUUAUUCUUCUCCCUCUUGACGUCCUCAAGAUCAAGCGCCAGACAAACCCAGAGGCAUUCAGGGGACGGGGCCUCUUCAAGAUAGUUUCCGAUGAGGGAUUCGGUUUGUACAGAGGGUGGGGGUGGACUGCUGCCAGAAACGCCCCUGGAAGUUUUGCGGUUGGUCAAUUCUUACUUCCUAUUUAAAUGCAUCAACUCCUUGCUAAUAUGCCAUGCAGCUCUUCGGUGGUAGUGCAUUCGCAAAGGAAAUGUUGGGGCUCACUGACUACAAUGCCGCAACCUGGGGGCAAAACUUCAUCGCAUCAAUUGCCGGAGCGUCUUCUUCACUCGUGGUAUCCGCUCCUUUGGACGUUAUCAAGACUCGUAUCCAAAACAGGUAAUUUAAAACCGCCCCUUGCUCACACUAUGUCCUUCUCUUGUCUAAAAAGGAUGACGUGCAGGAACUUUGAGAACCCCGAGAGUGGCUUCCGGAUUGUCUCCAACAUGGUCAAGCACGAGGGGCCUACCGCAUUCUUCAAAGGGCUCACGCCCAAGCUCUUGAUGACAGGACCUAAGCUUGUGUUCUCUUUCUGGAUCGGUACGUCAAUAGUCUACUUACUCAUCCCACUUCGAUGGGAUCACCCACUAACCCUCUCAAUCCAGCCCAAACAUUGAUACCCACCUUCGAUAGACUCAUGCAAUGAGUAAAGAGUAAACGUCACGAAACAUCAGAGUAAUAAUUUAUUUCUCAAGAGCGCCCAACCGAGGGUGCCUUCAUAGAUAUUUUAGGGUGUUUGGUUUCUCCUUUUUACCUUUUUGUAGGAUAGAGCGGACGGGUUGGGGCUAUGGUGGGUUGGGGGGGGGGCAAUCAAGAGCAAGGCUAUCCCAGUAUUGGGAUAGGUUUAUUUGUUGUUUCUAUAUCGCUUUUUUCUGCAUUAAAUCUCCGCUCAGUUUGCCUACUUUCAUCCACUAUUUUGCAUGUUCAGGAGGGACUCGCCAAUGUAUUAUAGAGCACAAUAAUAUGGGAUCUUCCUGG